Molecule: messenger RNA, 5362 nt
Organism: Rhopalosiphum maidis (corn leaf aphid)
Lineage: Eukaryota; Metazoa; Arthropoda; Insecta; Hemiptera; Aphididae
Exons: 3
Coding region: 661-1278 (205 amino acids)
Biological process (GO): axon guidance
Source: RefSeq, a predicted model, not a curated record
UUAUUUUAAUAUAAUAAAAUAAUAUCUCAUUAUUUGUAUUAUUAUUUAAUAUUUUUCGUCGACGUCGUUGUUGUUAUUAUAUUGUUUUUGUUUUUGUCGUGGUCGUCGAUUAUUGUACACCAGUUGUUUUCGCGUUUCGUCGUCGGCUUAUCUUUCGGUAUUUUAUCGAAAUUUUGGCGGCCGAGUUGCGAAGUACCCGUCAAAACAAAAAAAAAAAUAAUAACGAUUUCACGCGUUCAAACGGUUCCCCGCGAGACCGAGUGCCGGCCGACGAUAUCACAUGUAACACAGUUUUGCGACAUACGUAUAGAGUUAUUAUUUAAUUUUUUUCAAUCAUUAGAAAUUAAUUUUUUAUACGUUUUACGUUUUUUUUUUCCUACCCGCCGAGUGUGCCUAUAUAUGACGCAUAGGUUUGACCGCGCGACGGAAGAAAUAACACUCUCGAAUAAGGCGACAAGAUUGUACAGCGCAAGAAAAACAUUAUUACGAACUUUACGAAAAGCCGUUAGAUGUUUGAGCGCGCCGGUAUCGUAUAAUACCAUACGCAUAAUUUCACAAGACUACACUAUUACAGUCUGGGCCGCAGGCAACGUUCAUCGCGCCAUCCCUCAGGAUACAGGAUCGCCGUUUCUGCGCAUCGUUUUACUAUAAUAUUAUUAUAUGAUGGACGCCUCUCUACUGGCAUCAGCCACCACGACGGCCGCCGCGCACACGAUCGCCGUGGCCACGUCGACGACCGUGGCCUCCACGAUAGUCAGGAGCGGCCAGCGCAACGGCACGCACCGCGGGGCCGUCAACGUGCACGGCCGGCUCAUGUACGACGAGAUCGUCAUCAACGACGUCUGGAUCAACGCCAUCCUGUCCACGCUCGCCCUGUCGUGCGCCGCGUGCGUGUGCCUGUGCUUUUUGUACUGCAAAAUCCAACAGUGGAAACACGGAGUCCAGCGGAGGAGGAACGAAAAGAACUCGCGAAAGCACGACGCCGACUCGCUGCCCAGCUACACGAUCGUCACGGGGCUGCCCACGUACGACGAGGCGGUGGAGCGCAUGAGGGGAGGCUUCAGCUACGGCGGCGCGGCGCCCGUCCGCGACAACAAGCCGCCGUCCAAGCAGCAGCACGCGCCCGUCACCGUGUCCGUGGUGUGCGUCAGCGACCCGACGCCGCCGAAGCCCGACCCCAAGUUCGGGCUGGUGUCGCACAGCCUGUUCGUGCACGACGACGGGUGCAGCCACUGCCUGUCCGUCCAGGAGCUGUUGGAGACGUACAACGUGCGAUAGGCCCGCACGGCCGUCCGCCACCCCGCCGCCCUCCGAGCAACACACACACACACACACACAAACACACACACACACACACCCCGCCAUCCCCUCUCGCCCGCCGAGACGCCGCCCGGCGUGAUAAUUUAUUUCAAUAUAUCACACCUAAUGAUAUUGUAUUGUUAUCGAUGUAGAACUGCGUUGUCGCGUGCGAUGCGAUGCGGACGCGACAACGGCAGCCGAAAACAUGUGAGGCGCGCGCGCCGGCGGUCUUCUCCGGUCCCGCUGACGCCGCGCGUUACAUUAUAUUAUGACCGUUAUGAUGAUAAACGCCGCGUUUUAUAGAGCCCGCGGCGAGACGCGCCCGUGCGGUGUGCGCAUCUUACGUAUUAGCCGUCGUGCCCGGAUCUGCGUGCGUAUGUGUUGCGCGCGUAAAGCCGAUAAUUAGAGACGCGAUGUACCCAAAACCGCCCCGGAACAAUACAUAUAAUUAUUAUUAUUAUUAUUAUCGUCGUCGUUUAUUUGUGUAUAUUUGGUACCGAACACCCAUACGUAAGACGUAUACGCCUGUUCCGCCCGUGUGAAUACGACAUCGUGAGGGACAUACGAUUGCCCGCGUUCAAAGACAGUUGAACGCAACCGCAACUCUGGGAGCGCGCAGACGAAGAGAACUCGACGUGUAUCGUUUCCGAAACUAAAAAAUACGUUAUUAGUCGCGACGAUACAAAAAUAGCCUAUUUUCAAAAGCAAACCGCGUAAAUGUUGUGUGUCGUAAAAUUCCGCCAAGACCCUUUGCGACCGUACUCUGCGGAUGUAAGUGUCAUUGGAUUUGUCUGUAUAAUAUACGUAGUCGUGUUGUAUAAAGAACGAACGAUGUUCAAACAACGGUAGUGUUGGUCUAUCGACGGUUUUAAAACAGUUUUUUAAAUUUUAUAAAUGGCGGAAAAAAUAUUCCGAUUACAGGUAGGUACCCGUCGAAUCGUCGAAAAAACGUAUUAGGAACAUUCCCUGUACAUAGUGCACGAUGUAGUUAUCGAAAAGUCUUGUGAUAACACAAUAUUAUGUCACACGUCAGCUGUGACACCAAUUAUUGUAAUAUUGUAUUUCAGUUUUUUCAGCUCGUCAUCAGAUCCUAUAUGCAAAUUAACAAUAUUAAUGCUUAGUGAUUUAUAUUAUUAUAUACUAUAAUAGUGUACGAAACCGAUCGUUACGUGUAUUUUUACAGAGUUAACUCAGGUCACCUUAUUAGCUCAUUUGGCGGCGGCUUGGCUUGAAUCGUGUUCCGCCUCGUUACGACGAUACUCAGUUACUACAUGACACGUAUGGAUAAGUGACACGGCUAGGUGGUUAAAUCAUAGGUUUACUACUAAUACGCACCUCCUGCUCCACUUCGCUGUUUCAGAUUUCCUACGUUUCCGAUAUUAUACACAACACAACCGUCACAACCCCGUAUUAAGCAAAAAUAGGGGCAAUUAAAGGUGCUAAGCCAUUUACAAAUUCGCUUAGCUUUUUCCACCCUAAAAAUUUUCGAUUUGAUAAAACAUAUAAAUAGGUUUAAGUAAAUUAAAGUGAACACCAUAACUUGUUAUUAUAAUACAACUUAUAGCACACGUGUAAAGAUUGAAUUAAUAGCAUAUUUUCACCGCAGAGAAAAAACCAAAACAACCAAUAUUUCAAAUUCUAUUAUACUAUAAUAAAAAGAUACCUAAUUUAUUGUUAUAAAAAAAAAAAAAAAAAAAUGAAAAUUUAUCGCAAACUAAGUAUUUUACCAAUAAUUUUUAAAUUUUCACGAGAAAAUUCUUCAACCAACAAUCUGUUUCGAUCCAACACUUUCACUUUGGACUUUGGACAUUCUUCUCAGCCGUUUACAUAAAUGUCAUACGAAAAUAUAAAAUUGUGUAUCUAUAUAUGGAUGCACGACAAACACGCGUCGUGCAAACGAUAAUUAAAUAAACUUAUAAACAAUCGUCAUGAUCUACAAGCCCAUUUAAGAUAAAAUCUUAUUUUUUACAUAACACCUCGCUAUUCACUAUACUUUUAGUAGGAAUUUUUUUUCCGAGAGAGAGAAAGAUAGAGGAAUGUGAGUCCGACGAAAAUUCAAUGUGAGCAAAUGAUACGCGUACCCAUAAUUUGUACAUAUAAUAAUAUUUAAAACAAAUAUUUUAUACGAUUAAAUUACCGUCAAACAUUUAAGAUUGUUGGAAAUCGACCCCAUCCCCCUCAACAUAUAUAUAUAUAUAUGUAAUAGCGUUAAUGGCCAACGAGCUCUGCAGCGUCGCCGGUGUCGUAUUAUUAUAGGUCAUAACAUUUUUCACCGGAACAAUUUUUAUUCUCGUCAUCCGGGCGGCACUUUUCUCUCGCCCCGCGCGUCGAAAAUCUGUGUACCGCGGAUACCACCACCGUAUAGAAGGGGUUCGACUAAUGCUAUACGCGUAAUAUAAUGCACCGCAAUAAUAUACGCGCCAUAUUAUAUUAUAACAGUGUAUAUAGCACGUACGAACCGCUAAGAUAUUACACACACCAAUACACGAGCGCGUAAAGCGUGUGCGACAGUCCUGUAUUAUUUAGGUAUAUAAUAUAUUAUGCUCCUCGAAAAGCCUUUGUGCGCGCGACUUCCGCCGUUACGCUUACGACUUUGACUUUGUGUUGUGUUUUUUGUUGUUGUUGUUUUCUGUCGUCGGUAUAAUACGUACGAGUAUGUACUGUGCGACGUGCUUGAUUAUCGACCGGCACGAGACUCCUACUCGAUUUGACAACAUCAUAUUAUCGAAUACAAUAUAUAAUAUAAUUUCAAUAUGAUGCAUUAUGAUAGUAUAACAUAGUCGUGUAGUUGCGCAAGACAUGUAUCGUAAUAAUAUUAUGUGUUUUGUGUAGUGCAAGUAUCAAUGACGAUUGGAUUGUUCAAAUUCAUUAAAAGAAAAUUACUACCGAUAUAGAAAUAACAGCACUAAAUUAUUUAAAACGAUCUCCCCCCCCCCCCAAACAGUUAACAAAUAACAUUUUUUUGCCUUUGAUUUUUGAUUAAUUUUACGGAUUGAGUCACACUUAUUCUUCUCGACUUCUCGAGUCGCGCUCAGUACAGAAAAAAUGUAAUUUUCGCAUUCGGCCUUAAAAAAUGUAACGUUGUAACGUUCCAAUUACUGCUCUCCAGAAACCCUUCCACGACGUGUACAGCACCACUUAACACCUCAUUUACAUGUUUUAUUUAUUUAUAAAACGUAUAAUUUUCGCAUACAGCUAAAUCACAGGCACGUUCACUUUUAUAACGAUUCUUAAAUUACCUGACAGAGACUUUAUAGAGUUUACAGACAUGCAUGAUAUUAUAUAAGAAGAUUUAUAAAUACAUAAAAUAUUCAAUUCAAAUUAAUAUUUACAAGUUGAUGAAAUUAUCAGAUCGAGAGCAAUUAUACGAACGUUAAUAUUUUUUAAGCCGACUGUGAGUAGAACAUUUUUUGUUUAGGUGAGGAGUUGAGCAGUUCAACUACCCUAAAUUUGACAUUUUACAUGCUCGGGGGAGGGUCGGAGCCGAAGUCCACCCCCUUUGACGCGUCACUGAAAUAGGUUAGCGUUUGAUGUUAUCCGCGGUCUCUGUUGCAACCGUAAACGAUAAACGAUAGAUUUAGCAAUGCAGUUUGCUCACAUAAUAUUAUAUUAAUAUAACACUGUUUGAUAUUAGUCUACCUAUAUACAUAUAAUAUAUUGUAUUGUACCCUACACGGCGUUUUUGUGAGAUUUCGUUCACGUCGGUUUUACGAGUUCAAAUUAAAUAACGCACGCCGUCGUUGACGUUUCAAAAUGUUCGUCUUUUGGUCGAAUCGCUGCCCAAAAUCAUUUAGAUAGUCGCGUAUCGUUAUAAUAGACAUAUUACUACGAUAUUAUGUCUAAUAUAUAGCUUAUAGUGUAAAAUUAUUGUAUUUAUUUAAUUAUUAUAUUAUUGUUUUUUUUUUUUUGACUGCCAUCGUGUAAACUAUUAUAUGAAUAUAUUAAUUAUUAUUAUAUGUAAUAUGUAUUUAAUGUCAGCCGAUAGAAUUUCACUUUUAACUAGUUAUAAUAAUAUAAAGUCAUUCGAUUAAGAGCCAAACGUGUGUUUCAUUUUUAAAUUAUU